AUGGCAAGUGAAUACGAAGAUGAAUUAGAGUUCUUCUCUUUCUUUCCAGCAGACUUUCACAUGGAGCUGUACCAAGGAAUGAGUAAAAUAAUUGUAGGCUCACUGGGCAGCGCAGAGAAUAUCCGAGGAAGAAUGGAUCGAAUAGAGACGGCGCUGCAGAAGAACAUGUUAAUAUUUGAGAGGUUUACUUUGCGAAAUAUCUUUACUUUCCCAGAAGACUUUGUAUAUAAUAGAAAGGAGUCCUCUAUUGAUCCAAUUCCCUCAGAAGACUUAAAAGAAAAGAUUCUUUCACUAGCAAUAAAAAAGGCAGAGGUGUCUGCUGUGAAGGAGGGGAUAGAGCAAAAGACUCGAGUAAAUUUGGAAAUGCUACAGAAGUGCAAGAGCCUGCAAAGCAUACCAUCGCUCUCUCCAGUACUUGAUGGGCUGUCUGAGCUAAACCAGCUAAUGCGGAGUACUCGGGACAUCAAGAACAAGUAUAUCCAAGGACACACUGGACAGAAACAAAAAACUACGAAAAAAGAGCUAGAAGAUGAGAUUCGAAAGAAUGAGUGCGAGGAUCUUGAAAGACGGAUUCCUCUUGCAAUACUAAGCACACUUGACAAAUCACUUUCAUUAUAAAUAAAC
Nematocida parisii ERTm1 is the source of this 624-nucleotide messenger RNA. RefSeq lists its product as uncharacterized. The coding region runs from base 1 to 618 and encodes 205 amino acids. The record is from RefSeq and is a predicted model, not a curated record. Lineage: Eukaryota; Fungi; Microsporidia. The transcript has a single exon.